Achroia grisella is the source of this 1355-nucleotide messenger RNA. It is a transcript of the gene Rab21, whose product is annotated as ras-related protein Rab-21. The transcript is spliced from 4 exons. The coding region runs from base 263 to 889 and encodes 208 amino acids. Gene Ontology annotation, molecular function: GTP binding; GTPase activity. Gene Ontology annotation, biological process: Rab protein signal transduction. NCBI's taxonomy places the organism in Eukaryota, Metazoa, Arthropoda, Insecta, Lepidoptera, Pyralidae. The record is from RefSeq and is a predicted model, not a curated record.
UGUCGACUCGACUGUCGAAUUCAGUUGAUGAGAUAAAACUUUUGUCUUUUAUUUUCUUUGUGUAUUAGAUAUUAAAUUUUCAGAAUACAUGUAAAAUAAGUGGCUAAAUUUGCAUUAAAGAUUGUGCCUAGAGGCAAUUUUCUGCCUACUAAAACAUUAUCGACUGUAGAAUGUUGAAAAGUCUUGUAUUACAUCUUUCAUAAUAUUGCUUCGUGUUCGUUGCUAAUUUAAUUGCAAAUAGUUGUUGUAGAUUUCAUAAAUCAUGUCUACAAACAGUAAUGCAUACAAUUUCAAAGUGGUUCUGUUGGGCGAGGGUUGUGUCGGCAAAACAUCACUGUUGCUGCGCUACAUUGAAGAUAAAUUUAAUGAUAAACACCUUACUACGCUUCAGGCUACAUUUCUAAAUAAGAAAAUAAAUAUUAAUGAAAAACGGAUUAACCUUUCAAUUUGGGAUACAGCUGGUCAAGAGAAAUUCCAUGCACUAGGUCCAAUUUAUUACCGAAACUCAAAUGGAGCCAUACUUGUUUAUGACAUCACUGAUGAAGACUCAUUUGGAAAGGUUAAAAAUUGGGUUAAAGAACUGAAAAAAAUGUUGGGAUCAGAUAUUGUUCUCAUUAUUACUGGAAAUAAAAUAGAUUUGGAACACGAGAGGACUGUGCCGUUAGAAGAAGCAGAAAGCUACGCUAACAUGGUUGGUGCUAAACACUACUACACUUCAGCGAAACUCAAUCAAGGAGUUGAAGACUUAUUUUUGGACUUAACCCGAGAGAUGGUGGAGAGAUAUGAAAAUAAUUCUCAGGCCAAUGUUACCAGGCCAUCAAGGGUGCUAGUUGUGGAUGAUGAAGCACCUGUGCAGUCAUCUUGUUGUUCUGGUACUAGAAGUAACUAAACUAUUUUGACUGUUUACUAUAUUCUAUAUUCAUUAAUAAACUAGAAUUAAUAUAAACAAUGUUUAAUAUAAUAACAGUUUCAUAAAAUAACUGCGUCAAUUUUCAUUGAGGAUAUGGGUAAUCAUGAGGCAACUCAUUUAUUUGCUACAUAUAGCAAAUUUAUAAGAUAUUAAAAUUGUAACAUUGCAAGACUAUGUUAAUAACAUUAGUAUUUAUUAUUCAAAAUAAAACAAAAAUAGAUGUUAGUAAUUAUUAUAAUUGUUCAUUUACUUCAUUUAAUUUUGUAAAUAUAAUGAUUAUUGAGUAUUAUUGUUGAACUUAUUUAAUAUUUAAGAACAAUGUUGUCAUAAUUCUUCGUUUUGUAUAUUGGCACAUAUGAACAGAUAUGUUCAGUGAAAUAAAAUUAAGGAUAAACAAAUUCUUUUUUUUUUAAUUGAUAUUUGUUACUGGGAUUUAAACAUACUA